GAAGUGUUCCUGUUGUUGCUCUGUCUGCGAGUUGCUGUCAAAACGAGACGAUAGUGAGCAGAAGUCCCACUAGUCAGUGUCCUGUGGUUACUCGAGAAGUAUUUUUAUUAGUUAAGAGACAUGAAGAAGAGGUUUAACAUCAACCUGGAUGAUUCUGCUUUCACCAAAGAAAGGACACCGCCAAAGCCGCAGUUUCUAUCUUCAUCCAGAGGAGGACAAAUCACCUCAAUCUCGUCUGCAUCUUCAGCAAAGCCUGCUCCUGAGCCGGUGGACCAGCCCUUGUCCUAUGCAGAAUAUGUCGUAAAGAGUAAAAGCAAUGUGGCUGCUGCUCCUCAGAGAGUGGCUCCCCUCAAACUGCCCAGGACCGAGGAGGCUGGGGUUACCAGUCUGAAACAAACCGAGCCCGGUUCAUUAUCAUCUGCCAUAGGAGGGGGCGAAACAGUUCAGGACUGUGCUAAAGGGACUGAGGGUGGAUCUGAAGGGAUCCAGGAGAGUGAGGAGAGACAGGUGGCUGACACAGACCAAAAACUUGGUAAUGGUAAUUGUCAAAGGUCAGAUGCAAGCCUCACCCUGGGUCCUAAACCGGUGGGGUCUGGGAGCAGCAUUAUUGUCAGUCCUCGACAGAGGGGAAAUCCCAUUCUGAAGUUUGUGAGGAGUGUUCCAUGGGAGUUUGGGGAUGUUGUACCAGACUAUGUCUUGGGACAGACGACAUGUGCUCUGUUCCUCAGUCUGAGGUAUCACAACCUCAACCCAGACUAUAUCCACGACCGUUUGAAACAGCUUGGAAAGACAUUCACGCUGCGAGUGUUACUGGUUCAAGUAGAUGUGAAGGAUCCUCAUCAUGCAUUGAAGGAGCUGGCUCGCAUCUGCAUCAUGGCUGACUGCACUCUCAUCUUGGCUUGGAGUCCAGAGGAGGCAGGGCGUUACCUGGAAACAUAUAAGUCAUAUGAAAAGAAACCAGCAGACCUACUGAAGGAGCAAGUUGAAAAAGACUAUCUGUCAAAGGUUACAGACUGCCUGACCACUGUUAAGUCUAUAAACAAGACUGACGCCAUUACCUUGCUGUCCACUUUCUCGUCUAUAGAAGGAGUCAUCAGUGCCUCUAAGGAAGACCUGGUUCUCUGUCCAGGCCUUGGACCACAAAAAGCGAGACGACUCUACGAGGUGCUGCACAAGCCCUUCCUCAAGUCAAAAACAAAAGACAGCUGAAACUUCUGACCAGCGAUGUGUGACAUGAUUCUGAAAAGAACUUUAUAAAGUUGGUCAUCACGUUGAACAGGCACAUGAGGACUGUACUGAAUACUACAAACACUCUUUCUAUGCCGAGUCAAAGACAGAAAUGUGUAAUGUGACUGCUUUCAGACUGAGAAUAUAAUUUGUUUAUUGUUGAAUUAAUUUUUUAUGAAAAUAAAUAUUUUAUAAUA
Messenger RNA from Xiphias gladius (swordfish), 1424 nucleotides. RefSeq names its product excision repair cross-complementation group 1 (gene ercc1). NCBI's taxonomy places the organism in Eukaryota, Metazoa, Chordata, Actinopteri, Istiophoriformes, Xiphiidae. Bases 121 to 1209 code for a protein of 362 amino acids. Gene Ontology annotation, biological process: nucleotide-excision repair; UV-damage excision repair; meiotic mismatch repair. Gene Ontology annotation, molecular function: damaged DNA binding; single-stranded DNA binding. The record is from RefSeq and is a predicted model, not a curated record. Gene Ontology annotation, cellular component: nucleus; ERCC4-ERCC1 complex; nucleotide-excision repair factor 1 complex. The transcript has 9 exons.